Oikopleura dioica is the source of this 471-nucleotide messenger RNA. The record is from the annotation of a GenBank genome assembly. NCBI's taxonomy places the organism in Eukaryota, Metazoa, Chordata, Appendicularia, Copelata, Oikopleuridae.
AUGGCUACGAUAAAUCUCUCCCAGCUUUCGUGCCCGAAGGAAAACUACUUCAGUGUUCUCCAGUAUAAUCGCUCAAAAUACUGCAACGUUCUACACAUGCAUUAUCUUGCGUCGAAGUUAGCCGAGCGUCAUGUUGUCGUUCACUCUGUUCACCCGGGUAACAUGGUUCGAACUGGUAUUCAACGAAGAUGGUGGGGAUGGAAGCUUCUCUUUGCUCUUGCAAGUCCUUUCACGAAAUCUGUCUCUCAAGGUAGCGUCUUCUUUCAUUCAAUCGAUAUCAUAAUUGGUAGUUCUGAAGGUGCCGCAACACAACUAUACGCCCUCUGCCACCCCACCACUGCGGAAUUCACUGGUGUUUAUUGGAACAACUGCGCUCCUUGUGAGCCGAUCGCUCCUGCAAUCAACGAUGACAACUCCCUUCAGCUGGAACUCCUUUCCAAAAAACUUUGCGCCGACUUUAUACAAGCAUGA